UCUCCUAUCGUAGCCGUAUGGAGUCAGUACGGUCGGUACGGCACGGGUGUCGACCGUCGUACUCACUGGCUGGACGGGCUCUGUUUCAGUGUGCAAUGAAUCUUACCGGAAUGUGCAUUGACGACUCUUGGGAUCACAAACGAUAAUUUUGUUCACUAAUAAACAUUCCGUAAGUGAAAUUACAUUCGGUCCUCUAAGAAGUUUCAUUAAGUUGUGGGAUACAAAUCGUGUUUACUUUACAGACAGUGAGUGAACUACAUAUAUGUUUUGAAUUGUGACGGACGGCGUUGUAUGAUGAUAUUGGAGGGAAUGCAGUUCCAAUUACCUUCUUGAAGUAGCGGAUGGCGCUGGUCGAGGAAGCAGGCGCGGGCGCCGCCGCCGACGACCCGGAGGCCCUGCUCAACGAGUGGCUCGGCGAGCUCACCGUGCUCACGGCGGGUCUAAAUGCGUGUAACGAGGGCGAGAGCGUGCUGAGGCCGCUCGAGAUCGUGGCGCCGCGCAUCGACACCUACCGGUUCUCGAUGGCCAACCUGGAGGAGACUCACGACGCCGACCUCGACGCCAUUCUAGGCGAGCUCUGCGCGCUCGACUCCGAGUACGACGAGGAGAUAUCGAGGGUGUCUUCAGGUUACUCGUCCAGUAGCAAAGAGCGCGACGGGCCGGGCUGCGCGCGCCGGCCGGAGUGCAAGGACGGCUGCGACGGCGCCUCCGUCGCGAGGACCGACUCGCCCGACAAUGACUCCGCCUUUAGUGAUACUGUUUCAAUGCUGUCGAGCGAAUCCUCGGCGUCGAGUAGUACUAGUGCAAAAUGUAAAGCGAUGAAACUCAAUCUACACCAAGACCAAAAGAAUGCGAGUUUUCAACAGAAGGCUGACAAGAUAAAGCUAGCGUUAGAGCGCAUGCGCGAGGCGAACAUCAAGAAGUUGUUUAUCAAGGCGUUCUCAACGGACGGCUCGUCUAAGAGCCUGCUGGUCGACGAGAAGAUGAGCUGCGGCUACGUGACGCGCCUGCUGGCAGACAAGAACCACGUGUCCAUGGAGCCCAAGUGGGCCGUGGUCGAGCACCUGCCCGAUCUACAUAUGGAGCGUGUGUAUGAAGAUCAUGAAAUGUUAGUGGAUAAUUUAAUGUUAUGGACAAGAGAGUCGAAGAAUAAAAUAUUAUUCGCCGAAAGACCAGACAAAAUAUCAUUGUUUCAAACUCCGGAGAAGUUCCUUUUAUCGGAGGAUGAUAGAGGAUGGUCAAGCGAGCACGAUGAGCAUUCAAGACAAGUGAUAUUAGAAGAAUUCUUCGGUCAAAGCGGCGCGGCGAGCAGCGCGGCGCCGUCCGUGUCGGGCCACCCCGUGCCUCCCAUGGAGGGCCCGCUCUACCUCAAGAGCGACGCCAAGAAGGGCUGGAAGAAAUACCACUUCGUCCUCAGGCCUUCCGGUCUCUACUAUUCGCCGAAGGAUAAAGUGAAGACGCUGAAAGAACUAGUCUGCUUAGCGACUUUCGACACGAAUGAAGUUUACUUAGGAUUGAAUUGGAAGAAGAAAUACAAGUCACCGACCGACUACUGUUUUGCUAUCAAGCACCCGAGGCUACAGCAACCAAAGAGUGUUAAGUUUAUUAAGUUCCUGUGCGCGGACGACCAGCGGACCCUGGAGCGAUGGGUCACCGCCAUGAGGAUAGCCAAGCAUGGGAGGCAGCUCCUGGAGAACCACCGGUCGCUGGUGGAGGAGCUCACGCAGGAGGACCUGGACCACCUCGCGCAUGCGCGCUCCUGCUCGAUAACGUCGAUCCCUACGAAGACCGGCGGCGCGGCGCCGGCGGGCGCCAGCAGCCCGGCGCAGGCCUCCAGCAUCUCAAGCAGCGUCAGCGUCGCCAACUCCGAUAUCAGCAGCGGCAGGCACUCGCGCGCCUCGUCCUCCAGCUCGAGCGGCUGCCUGUCCGACGGCGGCACGGCCUCCGAGAGCGCCUUCGACUGCGAGUUCCCCAUGGGAACGAUAAAGCGCAAACCGUCGAUGAAGCCGAACAUCCCGCUGACCUGGAUGACGCGGCAGCUGAAGGAGAUGGCGGAGACGGAGGCGGCCGAGGCGGAGGAGGCCGGCGACGGCGGCACGCUCACGCGCACGCCGCGCGCCCACUGCGACGACUCCACGCUCAAGCGCAGGCACCACAUCAAUCCAUCGGAAAGCGCAAUUUAUGGCAGAACGACACUAAUGAACAGCCCGGCUCGCGACGAGCCGACGUCCCCGGGUUACGGCAUCUACGAGAGCAUUCCGCGCGACGCCGCGCCGGCGACCGGCGACACCGCCUCCUCGCUGUACGGGUACGCCGGCCUGUACGAGCCGGCGCGCGCGCCGCCCGCCGACGACCUGCCCCCGCCGCCCGCCCUGGAGCCCGACGCCAUGUUCAGCUCCACCCUGAGCCUGGACUCGUUGCCGCCGCCUCCGCCGCCCCCCGAUCCCGUCGAGGAUCUCUCGGGCUCUCAGCUCAGCCUGCCUCCUCCGCCGCCCGAACACACCAUAGACACUCAACCGGGCCGCGUGCACGACAUCGUCAAUCAGCUGACUUCGCAUCAGAUCGAACAGACCGCCCGAGCGGGCUUGUCACGAGCCAACUCUCGAAACUCCGAUCUGAGCCGCUCGUUCCCGCGCCAGCCCUCCCUGGACAGCGUCAGCUCCGGCGCAUCGCGGACUUCCUCCCUUCAUUCCGAUAAGAGCAUCUACGGUCAACAGAACGUGGCGUACGGUGCAUGUUUAGCUGAGCUUCAAAACAAGAAGUUGAGCAACGGCAGUCCCUCCAUUCAAAAGAAAAUAUUGGCGGAGCCAACGAAGGAACGCACGGGGUCGAUGAAGAAAGUGAAUUUCGCUGACGAUUUGCCGACGUGCACCGACUCUGCGAAGAAGAACAAGAAAAUCACAUUUAACUUGAAGGAGGCACCGCCGUCGUCGCCGCGCAAGCCGUCCCCGCCGAAACGCAACGAAAGCACACGACUGUCGUCUCCCAAAAAGUUGGCGGAUUCCAACAGCAACCCGCCCAAAGAAUUUCUUAAAGAUCUGCAACGUGUGAUGAGAAAGAAGUGGCAGGUCGCACAAAAGUGUAAGUUGGAGCCUGCGACGACACCUCACGAAGUCCUAGGCUUCCGAGAAUAUCCCCUGUCGGAGGACUACAAAGAGACGAGCGUGUCAAUGUGGGUGCAGGAGCAUUACGGCAGCGCAGUGGAGGACCCGUUCUACGAGAACGUGUACGGGCGCGAGGCGAGCUCGGCGCCGCGCCGCGAGGAGCCCAAGCCCAUCAAGAAGCGGCCGCCGCCGGCGCCGCCGCGUCGCAGCGACUCCACGCACCUGACCUCGCACCCGCUGCCCUCCGCCGUGCACCCCUCCGCUUGAAACCCGCUGUGGCGCGCGUGCUGCUGGCUGUGGACAGCCCGGGCGCCCGCCGCCGACGACCCACAUGACGAUUACAGAACUAGACGGUUCUGCGAUAGUUUGAGUAGCUCUACUAGUACGCUUGACGGUCGUGCGUGAUAUCGUUUUGUAUAGUGUAUAACGCACGGAUAGAGAUUGUUGUACGUUGAAGUGAAUGGUGUAGUUUUCCUGUUUUUUAUUGAAUAGUUAUAAUUAUUACAUUUAGGUACACAACUGAUUACUAAAUGUGCUCUGGGUGUUUAGGAGUAAUUUUACAAGUCACCAACAUAUGGACAUUUACGCCUAUACUAGUAACAAAAUUUAUUAUGAUAAUUUUUCAAGUAGGUAAGGUACCGAUAUUACUAGUGCUAAACUGUGCGAGCACAGUUUGUAUCCAAUAAAUCGUUUGCAAAAUACGUUAAGCGUGUUACAUUUAAACAACUUAUGUAAGAAAAGACAAAUGUGGUCGAAACUUAUAAGUGUGCUAGUUGAAGCUUAUAUUAUAUAUUCUACUGCUAAAAGUGAUGUAACUAGGUAAUGUUUCAGAAGUGUAGUUCUGACAAGAAAAGUGAAGACCAAUUUCGAUGUUAAAAUGUUAUUAUUUCGAAAAAUAUAAUAAAUAAUUUAUCGUAAUUUGAAUGGCGGUGCUAUUUUGAAAAGGUAUACUAAUGUAUUGUAGGUAAUUUGUAAGUCUACUUGUAAUGAAACUGCUUAAAAAACGAGCUACCUAAUAUAGUUCUAGGCUAAACAUAAUUUAUAAGUAAUCUUUAAAAAAUAUCUUAGUUUAUUUAUUUUAAAAUUUAAUAACAUGACAGUUUAACUUAUUUACCUAAGUUAGUUUAUUACAAGUAGACAGACAAAAUGGUUCAGAGCAUGAGUUGGAGUUUUGUGUCAAUUUUUAUUUUUGUGUUCCUAGUGAAACAAAACAAUCGUUUAAACAUCUUAGAUUCAAGUGAAGUCAGGAAAUAAUGUACCUGACAAGACCUUCAGGAGCGGCUUAGGGAGGGGUUGUCCUAUUUGAAUCUAAUGCGUGAUUUUACCAACGCAAACCGACAUUAUCAUUCAGCCGGCGGCAUAGAAGGCAUACCGGGCUCUUGUUAAAUCAACAAAACAAUCCUGUCAAAUCAAUGUAGGUAUGUAUAAUCAACAGACAGGUGCACUUGUUAGUGUACUUGACUCAAAUUGCUGGCACAAUUUAGAUUUGUUUGGAAUGUAUGUAUUUUCAUUUGCUAAUGAUAUUUCAUGUUGCCUGAACGUAGGAUUAUACAGUGCGGCUACUCCUUGGACUGGAGUCAAGAAUAUUUAAUAGAGUAACUUAUUAUUUUCGCAAUAUGUUGCAGUUACACCUUUUAAAUGUCCUAUUUUAUCCAAAGCAGAAUGCAGCUAUAGUUUGUAUAGUAGUUUAAUUGUAGUAGCACUAAUUAAGGAUAUCUACCUACCAUUCCACCUUACAUUUAUUUUACAUACGACAAACAUUUUUAUCACUCCCUAAAUGUUUAGUAAUGCCUACUUUAAGACUUCAGGGUAUUUUUUGGGUAAUUUAUUAAUACCUACAACAAGGCACACCCGGGUAUUUAGGCCUAUAUCCUCGUUUCAGGACAUAUUGUCUAACUAAAUAUUGUAAAUUAUAAUAAUGCAGAAUCGGUUAACAUUUUAGGGAAGUACAUAUUUUUUAUUUGAAGAUAUUAUAUUGACCUUGACAUUAGACGGCAAAUAACCUAUAGCUAUAUAACAAUUCCUAAUUUAGUGCCAUAAUUAUGAAACCAUAUUUUGUUGUUUUUUGGCAAGGUUAUUUGUAUUUAUUUAAUCAUUUAAUAAUGGGAUAAAAGUCUAAUCGUUAAUUUAUUUAUUUUGUUGAAAAGAAAAACAUAGUACCUGCCUAUAAUAUAUGCGCUUACGGAAGCAUUGAAAAAUGUAAAGCGUACGUACAGCUGCAAUUUAUACUGCCCUAUUUAUAUGACGUUUGCGCAGACACAUAAUAUAGGCAAUGAAAAGGACAAAAUGAAAAAGUAAACAUAACUCCAAUAUCAUAAAGAUCUCACUGUAGUCAGAAUGCGUUACUUAUUUUUAUGUUCGGGCUGUGAUUUCUUUUUUGUGUCUGGCUUAGUUUCUGAUAUUGAUUUGUUUAAGUACCUACCCAAUAAAAAAAGGUUGAAUCUGGAGUGAAUGCUACUUGCGCAAAUUUUAAGAGAUUUCAUUCCAUAGUAACGGACAAUUUUAUGUUACAUAUUUGAAAAGAUUUACACCAUUCUAGGGAAGAAAAGCGAUGGACAUGCUCAGGCUAGGCUGGCACAGUAGACGUCAAUACGCGCUAGGUCAAAAUAUUUUUUAAUCAUAAUGAUAAAAGAACACUAACGUUAAGUCGGGUUAAUUUUACAUCGUUUACGAAAUAACAAAGCGAGAUAUUUAGCUAGACUAUGUAACUACCUACAUUUACUAUUUAGGUGAAAUUUGGUGGUCCUAGAGAUAACUUUUUCAGAAUUUUAUAAUAACUUCCGGGGUGAAACUAUACACUAUGACAUUGUAAUAUUGUAGCUACCUAGUAUUCAUACUAUUGAAUAUUGCCGAUAACAAACAAACCGUUUGAGACAUAAUUAUUAUACAUGUAGCGUCAUUAAGUAAUCAUGCACCGCAACGAGAAUCCAUCCAGAUUCAAAUUCGGAUUACGAAGACUGAAAGCAUAAUUGAUCCGAUUUUGACAAUAAACUUGCGUCCAAUGUUGGCAUAGAGGUACCUAUUAAGGUAUUAGUGUUUAACCGGCUAAUUCCAAUCGUUGACAUUCCUGGAAUUAAGAUUGAAAAUGGCAUCUAUGGGGCCAGUGUCAAGCACUGGCGCUGUUACGCAAAAUGUUCUUUUUUAAAUGGCGCGUAUGUCAACUCUGGUGAGUCCGUAGUCUAUUAUUGUGUAAACAAGGCCAUGACUUAGGUCCGGGUGCACUAACCACAACUGAUGGACUGAAUAACAUAGCUCGACAGAGAAUUAUCCACUUCCCUUUGUAAUAAAUAAAGAGAAGUAAUUAUUGUGAUUAGAUACUGAUGGUUUAGUGCAACCCACCCUUAAUGUGUGUUAUUAUUCUAUCGCUUCUUAAUUAACGAGGAAUAAUUUUUAUAAUUAUUUAGUUUAUACAACACUUAAUUAUUACCAUUGAUCUUUAAACAUAGGGCAACCAAGAUUAAUUGUACUGUAUGGGGUACGAAGCUAUGUAGCUAUACAGUUGAUAUUGUACCUACUAAUGGAUAUGUCCUAUGUUAAGCAUUUAAAUAUAAAAAUUAUAACUGGAUUUAUUAGAUACGGGUUCUACUAUUUUCAACAGACAUUAUAAAUUUAUGUAUUCGAUACGAUUUAGUUCUAAAUCUAUUAUAUAUGUAACGCAUUUAUUAGUAAUCAUGGAUAUCUAAGUUAAAAUUGUACAGAACAAAUUAAUUAUAAUAUUAGUUCUUUGUAUAUUUUUUCAAAUAUAACGAAAUUACAAAUUA
Cydia fagiglandana is the source of this 6865-nucleotide messenger RNA. RefSeq names its product amyloid beta A4 precursor protein-binding family B member 1-interacting protein (gene pico). The record is from RefSeq and is a predicted model, not a curated record. Bases 342 to 3371 code for a protein of 1009 amino acids. Gene Ontology annotation, biological process: signal transduction. NCBI's taxonomy places the organism in Eukaryota, Metazoa, Arthropoda, Insecta, Lepidoptera, Tortricidae. The transcript is spliced from 15 exons.